Molecule: messenger RNA, 3813 nt
Organism: Scophthalmus maximus (turbot)
Lineage: Eukaryota; Metazoa; Chordata; Actinopteri; Pleuronectiformes; Scophthalmidae
Gene: spg7
Product: SPG7 matrix AAA peptidase subunit, paraplegin
Exons: 17
Coding region: 400-2823 (807 amino acids)
Biological process (GO): protein-containing complex assembly; mitochondrial protein processing
Cellular component (GO): membrane; m-AAA complex
Molecular function (GO): zinc ion binding; ATP-dependent peptidase activity; ATP hydrolysis activity
Source: RefSeq, a predicted model, not a curated record
CGAAGCCUACGAGGUUUGUUAAACGGCCGCCUGCGACGCAAACGCUAACACAGAUUAAAGACAGUCUUUGAGGUUAUUAAAAUUAGGCAAUGGCGACAACGUCAGAUUUAGAGUAAAUCCGUUUUGUUUAUGACAGACUGUUUGGUUCGUGCGCCUUUUUGCGUACGUAGAAAGUCUGGGAGUGGGUAGUUGUGGUGUCGGUUUCCAGCUGACAUCUUUGCUCGCUAGCACGGUUGAAUAACAUAGCAUGCUAGCUCCGCACGGGGGUGGAGGUAAACAAACCGAUUGAAACAGACACGUCGGGCUCAAUGGGACAUUGAUAACUGUUGACAUGACAACCGUCCAGUUGACAUGACAACCGUCCAGUUGACACACCGCAGUUAGUGACCCCCGGCAGACAUGUCAGCGAUGUUGCUGCAGCGCCGCGCCGACCUCUGCAGGAGGCACGGUGCUCGUGUGUUGUGGACACUGACGAGGCGAAGCGCCCACGUUCGAGCCAACAAGCCGCUGUUCGGCGACAACGUUCCAAAUGUGCUGCUCCGAUGCGCCAGUGUCCGGAAGACGCUUCUCUGCAGACCCCAGAGGACAAUCACGGGUCAGCCCCAGGAAGUCAUCCAGAGUCUUCUCCACAGACCCUUGAGUCCUGGCAUGCUGGGAAUGAGAUACGAGUUAAUCCGGAGCAACCUCCUGAGGAACCCUGUUGGUUUGGUAAAUCUAUUAGGGGCGACCAACUUCUUCAGUACAUCUCAAUCUAAACAAGAGAAAAAAGAAAGUAAUGAACCUAAGGGGAAAACUCCGGAGGAAGAUGAAGAGGAGAAGAAACGCCGUGAGCAAGAGGAAAAGAUGUACCGGGAUCGCCUGGUUACCCUCGUCAUCAUCUCGCUCAUCUUUACCCUGCUGAACUCCAUCAGCAGCAGCAUUGGUGGCAACAUCUCCUGGAAUGACUUUGUCAACGAGAUGUUGGCCAAGGGAGAGGUGUCACGUGUACAAGUUGUCCCAGAGAGUGACAUCGUGGAGAUCUACCUUCACCCGGGCGCGGUUAUCUUCGGGAGGCCUAGGCUGGCACUCACGUACAGAAUGCAGGUUGCCAACAUCGACAAAUUUGAGGAGAAGCUCAGAGCUGCUCAAGAGGAGCUGAAUAUUGACACCAAGGACAGGAUACCGGUGUUGUACAGACGCACUGGAUUCUUUGGGAAUGCAGUUUACGCUCUGGGGAUGGCUGCUAUCGGCGUGGCCAUUCUCUGGUAUGUCUUCCGACUGGCAGGCAUGGCUGGCAAAGAAGGCGGCUUCAGUGCUUUUAAUCAGCUGAAGAUGGCCAAGUUCACCAUUGUGGACGGCAAGUCGGGCAAAGGUGUGAGCUUCAAAGAUGUAGCUGGGAUGCACGAGGCUAAAACUGAAGUAAAGGAAUUUGUCGACUACCUCAAGAGUCCAGAGCGGUACCUCCAGCUGGGAGCCAAGGUUCCCAAGGGUGCGCUGCUGCUUGGGCCUCCGGGCUGCGGGAAGACGCUGCUGGCAAAGGCCGUGGCCACUGAGGCCCAGGUGCCUUUUCUAGCAAUGGCUGGCUCUGAGUUUGUGGAGGUCAUUGGAGGCCUGGGAGCUGCCCGGGUAAGGAGUUUGUUCAAGGAGGCUCGUACCCGAGCACCUUGCAUCGUCUACAUCGAUGAGAUCGAUGCCGUGGGGAAGAAGCGCUCCACCAACAUGUCGGGUUUCUCUAAUACCGAAGAGGAGCAGACCCUCAACCAGCUGCUGGUAGAGAUGGACGGAAUGGGCACGACGGACCACGUCAUUGUCCUCGCUUCCACCAACAGGGCAGAUAUCUUGGACAACGCUCUCAUGAGACCCGGCCGACUGGACCGGCACAUCUUCAUAGAUCUGCCCACACUGCAGGAGAGGAAGGAGAUCUAUGAGCAGCAUCUGAAGAUCCUGAAGCUGACCCAACCUGCAGAUUUCUACUCUUUGCGUCUGGCUGAGCUCACCCCGGGCUUCAGUGGUGCGGACAUUGCUAACAUUUGUAACGAAGCGGCGCUGCAUGCUGCCAGAGAAGGACACAAGUCCAUUGACACCUUUAACUUCGAGUAUGCAGUGGAGAGAGUAAUAGCAGGAAGCGUAAAGAAGAGUAAGAUCCUGUGUAAAGAGGAGCAGAGAGUGGUCGCCUUCCAUGAGUCAGGACACGCCCUUGUGGGAUGGUUACUUGAGCACACAGAGGCAGUCCUGAAGGUGUCCAUUGCCCCUCGGACUAACGCAGCCCUGGGAUUUGCCCAGAUCCUGCCCCGUGAACAGUUCCUGUUCACCAAGGAGCAGCUGUUUGAGCGCAUGUGCAUGGCUCUGGGUGGAAGAGCCGCAGAAGCUAUCACCUUCAACAAAGUGACGACAGGAGCUCAGGAUGAUUUGCGCAAGGUGACACGUGUGGCCUACUCCAUGGUGAAGCAGUACGGCAUGUGUGACAGCGUCGGACAGGUCUCAUUCCCAGAGACAGAGGAGCAAGGUGCCGUCGGGCGUCGUCCUUUCAGCCAUGGCCUGCAGCAACAGAUGGACCUGGAGGCCAAGCUGUUGAUAGCCAGCGCCUACAGGCGCACAGAGAAGCUGCUGCUGGACAACAGAAACAAGCUGAUAAUGUUGGCCAAUGCCCUGUUGGAGCGCGAGGUGGUGAACUACGAUGAUAUCGAAGCGUUGCUCGGCCCCCCGCCUCAUGGGCCCAAGAAGAUGAUCCUCCCUCAAAGCUGGGUGGAGGCCGAGAGGGACAAACAAGACACGGGAGAUGACGAACCUCAACCGCCUUCUCGCAAACGCGAAGAGGAUGAGAUGAAUCCGCAGAUGCUCUGAUCUCAAAGUGUAUGUUGUGGAAAAAUGAUUUUCAAACUGCUGCAUUCUGAAGCUUUAUUUGCCUAAACGUGAACUCAUCAGAGUUUCUCAGAUUCUACAACCCAUGCAGACUUUUGUGAAAAUGAACAUCUGCACUUAUUUCUGAUGCGUGUAGAUACUGUGUAGGAAAAAAAGAAACCUGCAUAAGCGAGUGCAAAAUUAUUAUUUUUGGGUCAAUUCCAUUAUUUUUUUCACUUGUGAGCUGCAGAGCCAUAUUAUUAUUAUUAUUAUAAUACCCUGGAAGCAAUAGCAACAAGUCUAUUUAAUCACAAUGUCUCUAACUAGCAUUACGUUACAGACAGAAAAACCUUCUAAUCAGUGUUUCUGUUGUGUGUAAUCAACAAUUAAAAGCUUUUUCUUUGGAUUCCACAACCUGAGCUAGAUGUGGAAUCAUUUCAUGCACACGUACUGUCGCACUGUACACGAAAAACAAAUGUUGACUGUAAAGGUGAAUUUUCUACUUUGUAAGAGAUGCCUAUACGCAACAAAAGAAAAUCUUUGCAUUCAUUCAGGUGACUCGCAUCUACACAAACACAUUAAGGUCUGAAAUAUGUUGGAAUAUGUAGGAAAGAAUUAUGACACUUUGUAGAAAAUUACUUUGGAAAAUUAUGCAUAAUAGAGUGAACCUUUUUGUUUUGGAACAGGCUGAAGCAGUGGUGGCAAAUUAAACUGCUCUCCAUCAUUUAGGAACUUUUCCAUAUUCUACAUUUCAAAUACCCCUCGUGAGUUGAACUUUAAAAAGCUUCUGUCGUGUUGGCGAAUAAGCAGCAGAUAUUAGUUCCACACAGCUUUGCCUUCUGUCAUCGAGAAACGCGUUGAAUUAAUAGAUGGAAUAUGAAGAGGUAGAGACGUCAUUAAAGAAAAGAACAUCCUUGUCUGAGGGGCCAUGUGUAGGUUUGUGAAUAUGACGUCCCAACAGAUGGUAUUAAAAUAAAUAUUUAAAUAAAUGAA